UCAUCAGUGAAUUCGUGGUGACUAUAGAGAAGGAAGCCGUGCGUGUGGCUGCCCACCGCAUCCAAGCAGCCGAACGAAGCUUAAGAGGUCCGUCUUGUGGGUACUCAGAUGACAAAUCGAACUUUGUGAGGCUGCCAUGGCUACGUUACCACGUUGAGCAUCAUACAUCAUCUUAGGUGUAUAUAUACUGAGAAUGACCACCUUGUAGCUUGAGUAUACCGAGUCACAUCUCCCAUCAACUUCUACCUCUAUCUAGUCUCGUAAUCAUCCAAUAACAUGCCUACCCAAAAAGCCAUCAUCUGCAAGUCAAAAGGCAUCUCGGAGCUCAGUAAUGAUGCUUCCCUCCCUACCCUCCCGGCGGACAACUGGAUCCUUGUCAAGACCAAAGCCGUAGCAUUGAACCCUUCGGACUGGAAACACGUUGCCAACUGGCCAUCCCCGGGCAUGACUGGCGGUCUGGACUAUGCGGGUGUAGUCGAGGAAGUCGGCAAAGACGUGACGGAGCUCAAAGCGGGUGACCGAGUCGCAGGCUUUGUUCGAGGCAAUGACCCAGAAGACCACCAAAACGGCGCCUUUGCCGAACACAUCAAAGCCAAGGUCGGCAUCCACAUGAAAAUCCCAGAUGACAUGUCUUUUGAAGACGCUGCAACACUGCCCGUGGCCAUCACUACCGUAGGCCAGGCUCUGUUUCAGUCCCUCGGCCUGCCUCUUCCUCCCGCCAAGGUCAAGGAGCCAACUCCAAUCUUGAUCUACGGCGCGUCCACCGCAACGGGGACUGUAGCCGUGCAGUACGCAAAGCUUGCUGGAUGUGAAGUCCUCACCACGUCUUCGCCGCACAACUUCGAUCUUCUCCGCAAGCUCGGCGCCGACCAAGUGUUCGACUACAAAGACGCUGAAGUCGGUGCCAAGAUCCGCGCAGCGACCGACGACAAGUUGCAUCUAGUGCUAGACUGCAUUUCUCAAAGCAGCUCAUUCGCUAUCUGCGCGGCCGCAGUCAGCUCCCGGGGCGGCCAUGUGUCUGCGCUUUUGGGUGCCAAGGGCUUCCCGAGGGACGACGUGCGGGCCAAUGCCACAUUGGGCUACACUGCGUUAGGCGAAAAGUACAGUAACAUGUUCCCGGCGAAUCAGGCGGACUACGAGUUUGGUUGCAGGUUUUGGAAGUUAGCUGAAUCUCUUGUCAGCAGUGGGAAGAUCAAACCGCAUCCUAAAGAAGUGCGCCGCGGUCUGGAUGGUAUCCCGCAAGGGCUGAAGGAUUUAGAGGAUGGGAAAGUGUCGGGUGUGAAGUUGGUCUACACGGUGGAUUAA
This is a messenger RNA of Dothidotthia symphoricarpi CBS 119687, 1305 nucleotides long. Its product is annotated as GroES-like protein. The transcript is spliced from 2 exons. The record is from RefSeq and is a predicted model, not a curated record. Gene Ontology annotation, molecular function: oxidoreductase activity, acting on NAD(P)H. The coding region runs from base 277 to 1305 and encodes 342 amino acids. NCBI's taxonomy places the organism in Eukaryota, Fungi, Ascomycota, Dothideomycetes, Pleosporales, Dothidotthiaceae.